Molecule: messenger RNA, 1618 nt
Organism: Alosa alosa (allis shad)
Lineage: Eukaryota; Metazoa; Chordata; Actinopteri; Clupeiformes; Clupeidae
Product: small ubiquitin-related modifier 3-like
Exons: 4
Coding region: 112-396 (94 amino acids)
Biological process (GO): protein sumoylation
Cellular component (GO): nucleus
Molecular function (GO): protein tag activity; ubiquitin-like protein ligase binding
Source: RefSeq, a predicted model, not a curated record
GAAGCCAAUCAGUUACUCAGCUUUUGCACGUUCUUGAUGAAAGCAGAGAAGACCCGAAGAGGGAAAACGCGCAAUUUAAUUUCUUUAUUUCAUUCAAUUUGAAAAGAUACAAUGUCCGACGAUAAAGGAAAGGAAGGAGUCAAGACGGAAAAUGAGCACAUCAACCUCAAAGUUGCAGGCCAGGAUGGAUCAGUUGUACAAUUCAAGAUCAAAAGACACACGCCCCUGAGCAAGCUAAUGAAGGCCUACUGUGAGAGACAGGGCCUGUCCCUCCGACAGAUCCGAUUCCGGUUUGACGGACAACCCAUCAACGAGACGGACACACCUGCACAGCUGGACAUGGAGGAUGAGGACACGAUCGACGUCUUUCAGCAGCAGACGGGGGGAAGCUGCUAAAGCCCCCCUCCCACCCCACCUUCCUACCCCUCAUCCCCCACUUGGCUCCUGGACCCUCCACCCUUAACCCCCACACCCCACCCCAACCACACCCCACCCCCGGCUGCCUGCCUGGCUCUCUCCUCUCCUGCUUCACCCCCCACCCCCAUUGGAGCUGAGGCAGUGCGCUGGGGUCCAGGGCUGGGGGCUGGAGGGGACCAAUGAGGAGUCACUUCCUCUUCCUGCUUGCUGUCCAAUCAGGAGCUCAGCUCAGAGGUGGAACAGUGCUGAGGGUCUGGCUUUUGGUUUUGGUUCUGGUUCCUCUCCAAAUUCAGUAAUUUCCUAUUAUUAUUAUUAUAAGAAUUAUUAUUGUUAUUAUAUAUUUUUAUUGUUUAUUUUUUGUAAUCAUCUGUCUGUUUGUGGAAUUCUUUUGGAGGGGGGAUGGGUGGAGAUUGUGGGAGGUAAAACAUGUUUUUAAAACAGUUACCAUAGAGCAUCCAACCACACACACACACACACACACAUUCCGCUCCAGCUGUGCCAUGCUCACACACACACACACACACACACACACCCUGUCUGUCUUUUUUUAAUUUGACUACAGGUGAGCUGAUGGUGACACCAAACCACAUGACUUCAGUUGUAACCCAAAACAGCCUGUGAGACCAACAGAAAAUGAAAUCAUUGUUUCUUCUUUUUAUCUCCUUUUAUUUGUAUUUUUUGAGAGCGGCGGCUGGCUGUAGUGUCUGUCCUCUCGGCAUCCCAGAGUUUUAAUCUGAACGUUUCUGCGGCCGCUGCCUCCUCCGCCUGCUCCAAGCUGCAUCCAGACACAAUGGUCUGAGCUUAGACUUGCUCCUCAUAUUCUCCUGAUGUCCUGGGCAGUUUAACAGUUAAAUGGACCAACCAGUCGUGACUCUGGCCAGAGGUGUACAGAUGUUUCCCAUAUUUCUCAGAGAAUGUUAUGGUAUAUCUCUUCCUCUCUCUUUACCUCUCUCCCUCUCUCUUUACCUCUCUCUCUCUCUCUACCUCUCUCUCUCUCUCUCUCUCUCUCUCUCUCUCUCUCUCUCUCUCUCUCUCUGCUGGGUGGACACCAUGUGUAAAACUCCUCUUUUCUUCCCUUCCUCUAGUACCACAGAGAGGACGGUGUAUCAAAGAAAAGGUUUCUUUUUUCUGUAUUCUACUUCUCAGCUGAUUUUCACUUUGUCCUUUACUACUGUAUACAAUAAAUAUAGUUUGGUACUCA